ACAAGUGCGUGGACAGGCCGGGGAUGUGUCUCCUGCUGGGGGCUGCGGGGGUCGGGAAGACCCUGCUGGUGAAGCGCCUGCAGAAGCUGAGCUCGAGAGAUGGCAAGGGCGACCUGGGAGAGGCCCCGCCGACGCGCCCCACGGUGGGUACCAACCUCACUGACAUCGUGGCCCACAGGAAGAUCACCAUCCGAGAGCUUGGGGGGUGCGUGAGCCCCAUUUGGCCCAGCUACUAUGGAAACUGCCAUUCGCUUCUGUUUGUGAUGGAUGCCUCCAACCCCACCCAGCUCUCUGCAUCCUGCAUGCAGCUCUUGGGUCUCCUUUCUGCACAAGAACUUGCAGAAGCCUCGGUCCUGAUACUCUUCAAUAAAAUUGACCUACCCUGUUACAUGACCGUGGAGGAAAUAAAGUCGUUAAUGAGGCUCCCAGACAUCAUCGCUUGUGCCAAGCAGAACAUCACCACAGUAGAAAUAAGCGCCAGGGAAGGCACUGGAUUGGCAACAGUAUUGCUCUGGCUCCAGGAUCAACACAGAUGCAGCAGCUGACUGCAAGAUGGAGAAGUAUGGCUGACCCACCCGCGCCUAGAAGACGGGGAAUGGCUUGGUAGCCUCUGAAGGUCUGUUUUGACAUGGCAGACCACCCUAUGUGUCCCCAAGUGAUAGGGAUCUCUGCAGUGAUGGUGGACAAGACCUAGGGGACAGGCUGCAGGUGGCUGAUGCUGUCUGCCAUCUAGAGGACCACUGCUGAAACUCACACAAGGACUGGGACCUGUCUGAGGACUUGACACUACACAGCUACACUGACCCCACAUCCUUUUUGUAGUACAAGCUCUGCCUAUCUGAGUUCCUGUUAUCCUGACCAUGUUCCCAGAAAAAUACAAAGUUAAGGAAGACAAUGAGUAAGAACUGUGUCUCAGAUGAGAAAGACCAGGUAGGCUGUUGUACAUACCUGUGGCUUGAGCUACUCAAGAGACCAUGUGGAAGGAUCAUUUUGAGCUAAGGAGUUCAGCUUCUCCCAAAACGGUGGGAGUGGCAGGGGCAGGUAUGGUGUAGCACUCCUUUAAUCCCAGCACUUGGGAGGCAGAGGCAGGAUGAUCUGUGAGUUGUGGUCUACACAACAGUGAGACAGUCUCAAAACACAAAAAUAUCAGGAUGGGGGAGGUGCCCUCAAUGGAAACGAGUUUUUUUACUGGUUCAUUUGCUCAGUAAACUUGAGUGCUCAAAGAGGUGGGGGGAUGAAUUCCCACAGGCAAGAGGAGGCUCAGGCAGCACACAGGAGGUGGGAACAUUCUGCUGGGACUUAGGGAACACCUGACAGUUUGACCAAUAUGAGCUCAAAUCUGCUGAGAAAAACCUGUAAGAUGUGGGUGCCUGAUUUCAACCAGGACAGUGCAGGCAACUGCAGAACCCAUAGAUAUUUUGCUCUUCACACCAAGAGCUACUUUCUGUGUGUAUGUCAGUGCCUCUCAGUUUGAUGCCCGUCCUACCUGUCAAUAUUUAAAGACUGCUUUCAUGGUCUGGAGUCCAAGAUGGCAGCAAAGACCAGACCUGAGCCUGGAGUGGGCGAGGAGCCAGAGUAAGAAGAGUGAGGAAACGAUACUGGAUGUUAUAGUUAAGCCUAAGGUCUGUGGGAGGAGGCUCAAGCACAGGCAGGUAAUGUGUAAUAAAGCAGAGUUGGGGCUGC
This is a messenger RNA of Psammomys obesus (fat sand rat), 1683 nucleotides long. It is a transcript of the gene Arl16, whose product is annotated as ADP ribosylation factor like GTPase 16. The record is from RefSeq and is a predicted model, not a curated record. The transcript is spliced from 5 exons. NCBI's taxonomy places the organism in Eukaryota, Metazoa, Chordata, Mammalia, Rodentia, Muridae. The coding region runs from base 24 to 545 and encodes 173 amino acids. Gene Ontology annotation, molecular function: GTPase activity; GTP binding.